AUGACGAUCCCUCGCCGCCAGUGUUUUGAAGGCUAUGUCAUCACGAACCGACGAGUGGGGAUUCCCAAUUCCCUUCGCUGUUCAAUGGCUCUGACCUAUCCCUUGAUAAUCCUCAUCAACUAUGCUCCUGAGUCGCCUUGGUUCCUCUCCCAAAAGGGCUGUGUUGAGGAGGCUACAUCGGUUAUUAUCAGAAUUCAGAAGAAGGGCUCCAAGGUUGACGACCUCCAAGACACUAUUGCCAUGAUGAUCCGAACGGACGGCCACGAGAAGAUGGUUUCGGCCGGCACCACCUACUGGGACUGCUUCAAGGGCUCCUACCUGCGCUGA
Apiotrichum porosum is the source of this 327-nucleotide messenger RNA. RefSeq lists its product as uncharacterized. The record is from RefSeq and is a predicted model, not a curated record. The coding region runs from base 1 to 327 and encodes 108 amino acids. The transcript has 2 exons. Gene Ontology annotation, cellular component: membrane. NCBI's taxonomy places the organism in Eukaryota, Fungi, Basidiomycota, Tremellomycetes, Trichosporonales, Trichosporonaceae. Gene Ontology annotation, biological process: transmembrane transport. Gene Ontology annotation, molecular function: transmembrane transporter activity.